This is a messenger RNA of Argiope bruennichi, 1032 nucleotides long. RefSeq names its product 5-hydroxytryptamine receptor 2B-like. The record is from RefSeq and is a predicted model, not a curated record. Gene Ontology annotation, molecular function: G protein-coupled receptor activity. The transcript has a single exon. Gene Ontology annotation, biological process: adenylate cyclase-activating adrenergic receptor signaling pathway. Gene Ontology annotation, cellular component: membrane. The annotation marks the transcript as partial. Lineage: Eukaryota; Metazoa; Arthropoda; Arachnida; Araneae; Araneidae.
UCCACUGCAGCCCUUUCGACAGUUCUUUCUCUGUUAAUUUUGUUUACAAUAAUCGGUAAUGUAUCAGUGAUAAUUGCUAUAACUCGUGAAAAGACUCUUCAAACGAAAGGCAAUUGCUUGGUGCUGUCUCUCGCCGUUGCAGAUCUUCUAGUUGCAUGUUUGGUUAUGCCCUUAGGAGCAGUAUAUGAAGUAAAACGAGAGUGGAACCUUGGCAAAGAAUUGUGUGACAUCUGGACAUCUUGUGACGUGCUAUGUUGCACAGCCUCAAUUUUGCAUCUAGUAGCUAUCGCUGUGGACAGAUACUGGGCAGUCACAGAUAUCGAUUACGUUCGUCAAAGACAAUCAUGGCACGUGGGUCUUACAAUAAUAAUUGUUUGGUUAGUUGCUCUUUCUGUGUCAGUCGCACCUCUUAUUGGUUGGAAAGAUGAGCACCACGAGGAAAGAGUGCUAAACGAAAAAAGAUGUUUAAUCAGUCAAGAUCCUGGUUAUCAACUUUUUGCUACUUGUGCUACGUUUUACGUUCCUUUAAUAGUGAUCCUGUUUUUGUAUUGGAGAAUAUUUCGAGUGGCUCAAAAACGAAUUCGUCGUAGACCAGGAACACGUGCAGAGUCCCGAUUGGUAUCUGCUACUGUCAUGGCAUCACUAGUCACUGAGAUGACUUUAAUUUCGACCACAACUUCUUCAUCACACCCAAGUGAAGCAAGUCGAUCUGAGGAUUACUUAUGGGAUCAAAGCAAAGAACAUGUUUUGAAAAAACGAAGAAGAGUUAACUUGAGAUCAAAACGUGAAAGAAAAGCAGCUAGGACACUGACAGUUAUAACCGGAGUUUUUGUUAUUUGUUGGCUUCCUUUUUUCAUUAUGGCGUUACUUAUGCCAUUAUGCGAAGACUGUCAACCAAGUAAUGCCCUUUUUAGUUUUGCAUUGUGGCUUGGUUAUGCCAACUCUAUGCUCAAUCCAGUUAUUUAUACUGUUUUCAGCCCGGAUUUUCGAAUGGCUUUUAAGCAAAUUUAUUUAAAUUCUUGCCGUUUUUAA